This is a messenger RNA of Lampris incognitus (smalleye Pacific opah), 1428 nucleotides long. RefSeq names its product RAB interacting factor (gene rabif). The transcript is spliced from 3 exons. Bases 90 to 491 code for a protein of 133 amino acids. Gene Ontology annotation, cellular component: cytosol; membrane. Gene Ontology annotation, molecular function: guanyl-nucleotide exchange factor activity; zinc ion binding. Lineage: Eukaryota; Metazoa; Chordata; Actinopteri; Lampriformes; Lampridae. The record is from RefSeq and is a predicted model, not a curated record. Gene Ontology annotation, biological process: post-Golgi vesicle-mediated transport; small GTPase-mediated signal transduction.
AUUUAAACGUCGAACGGUAUUUAACAGACCGGGUCGGUCGUGUCGUGUCCAGAUGUGCGAGCUUUUCGUGGUUCUAGUCGGGGUUCGAGAUGGACAACAACGGACAGAGCUCUCUCUCAAAAGAAUCCACUGACCGACCCAGCCUUGUGUCUGAGGAUGGAAAAAACAUUAAGUCGGUUCUGUGUCAACGCUGUGGGUCCAAAGUGCUGUGCCCAGGGAUGGCUGUGUUUGCAGAGAAAGAGCUGUUCCUGCCAUCGAUGAGGAAGAAGAACACCGUCGGCACAUCAGAUGGCUCUGUGGAUGGAGACACUCUCACUGCCCACUGGGUGGUUGAUGACAUAUACACGUUUGAGAAUGUGGGCUUCACCAACAACGUGGGGAGAAUCAAGUACCUCAUCUGUGCCGACUGUGAGAUUGGACCCAUUGGCUGGCACUGUUUGGACGACAAAAAAAGUUUCUACGUUGCUGUGGAAAGGGUCGAUCACGCAUAAUGAGAUGACUCAAUCCAGACAGGAUUUUUAACUGUGUUGGCAUGCUAUGCAUCCUGUAAUGAAUUAGAUAUUUCUGUGACUUGAUUAAACCUGCCCCCCCCACCAUCCUCUUACACCUUACACACCUAACCAGGCCUGGAUAUUAUCUCAUUUGUACAGUGAUGGCUUUGUUGAUGAUGACGGGACUGUGGCCAUACCUUUUCCUUUGUUAUCCUGAUGGCAAGAGUGUACUGUGUGUUCUAAUAAAUCUUUGGAAAGCGGAUGUUAAAUAGCUUCCUGAAAUAUAGUAUUUCUUGGGUGAAAUGUUUUCAAUUCUGUCAAAUCAAUGUCUUUUACCUGUGCAGUAUAUACUGUUGUUUACAUCCUUUUAAGAUACUCACUACUAAAUUAUUAUUUUAAUUAGAUAAUCAUGUUUCUAAUGUGUGCAAUCAUUUCACGAGGUGGUGUUCUAUCCAACUAGAUGUCGACCCGACUACUCCACUGUGGCAAGAACAAUCCACUUUCCUCUUGUGUGGGCUCACAUCACAGAAAAAAACAUGUGUUGUUACCACUUGCACAAUGUGCCAUCAUGUGCCAUCAAGUGCCAUGCAUGUGCCAUGCAUGUGCCAUCUGCAAAACAGAUGACACAGCACAACUACAGCUGGCUCAACAUUUUUUGAACCUUAUUUUUUUUAUCUGAGAGUUUAUCCUUAAAUGUGCUCUUUUAAAGAGCAAGAGCGCUCAAAAUGUUUAGAAGAAUUUUAAAUGAGUCGGAUACGCCUGAAUUAUUCUACAAGAGCCCCGAGACAAAUAUUUACUGUUAAUAGGAUUCUACUCUUCUGGUGUGCUAAUAACCUCAAGGCACCGUUUAAUAAAGUGCUUCAUUUAACAUGAUCUUCAGUGCUGGAGGGAGGUUAAGACUUGGUCUUUUCCUUAUGAACACUGCUCGUCGAUGCAG